AUGAAAGAGAAAAGCCAAAACCAGCCCUCUUCCAACACCGAAAACCCUCCGAGACAUGACCAUGACGAUAUCAGCAUACAGAGCACUGAGUCGGAGACUCUUGGGGGCCUCGAUAACAACAAUACCGAGAAACUUGGCAGACCGCCACAUAAUGUAUCAACAACUCAAGCUGACGAGACGAUAAUGGGUGAUCCCGAGAGCAUGAGCAGAGUCUCAAGCGGUCCAGCAUACAGCGUUUUCUCAAAGAACACAAAAAGAUGGAUCCUAGCUUUGGUCACAGCAGCCAGCUUCGUCUCGCCUAUGACGGCCAACAUAUAUUUCCCCGCAAUUCCCCCUAUAGCCGAAGAUUUGAACAUAUCUGUGUCACUUGUCAACCUCACUUUGACAUCUUACAUGAUAUUUCAGGGGCUAUCACCAACCAUAUUCGGCGACUUCGGCGACAUGGCCGGGCGUCGACCCGCUUAUAUACUGGCCUUCUUGAUUUAUAUAUGUGCAAACAUUGGUUUGGCCCUGCAACGUAACUUUGUUGCGCUACUGAUCCUUCGUUGUGUUCAAAGUGCGGGCAGCAGUGGUACUCUGGCCCUUGGUUUUGCUGUGGUAGCGGACAUAUCCUCGACAGCUGAAAGAGGAAAAUAUAUGGGCAUUGUUGGAGCCGGAAUCAAUGUUGGGCCUGCUCUCGGGCCAGUCCUGGGUGGUAUUCUGAGCCAGUACCUUGGAUGGCCUGCUAUCUUCUGGUUUUGUGCCAUCUUCUCUGGUGUCUGGAUGAUCCCCUUUAUCCUCUCCGCUCCCGAGACGUGCCGUAAAGUCGUUGGCAAUGGCUCGAUGGCACCACCAAAAUGGAACAGGUCACUACUUGAUCUUUACAGCCACCGAGGAGAUGUUACAAGCCAGAAUAUUCCGAAGCAGAAGUUGAAGUUUCCCAACCCAUUGAAGACGCUUUACAUCGUCUUUGAGAAAGAAAUGGCUAUUAUUCUAUGUAUCAAUGCCAUCAUCUACCUGGCUUUCAUUUUAGUGGCGGCUACCCUAUCAACACUCUUCAAAGAGACGUACGGCUAUAACGAUCUUCAGGUUGGUCUUUGCUAUUUGCCUUACGGAUUUGGCUGCGCUUUGGCCGUUGUUGGUCAAGGAUACGUCUUGGACUGGAACUAUCGACGAAUUGCGAAGAAAAUUGGCUUCACUAUCAACCGUAAGCGGGGAGAUGAUCUGGGCAAGUUCCCAAUCGAGACUGCGCGAAUCCAGCCGGUCUAUCCAACGCUCCUCGCUGGUAUCGCGACACUUAUAGGGUAUGGAUGGGCUUUGCAAGUUGAAACUUCAGUUGCUGUCCCAUUGGUCCUUGUCUUCCUUAUCGGCAUGUUCGUUCCAACCUCAUUCAGUGUUCUCAAUACCCUUAUUGUUGAUCUUAACCCACAUGCUCCAGCUACAGCAACUGCAGCUAAUAACCUCGUGCGAUGUAUGUUUGGAGCUGCAGCGACGGCGGCCAUUGACCACAUGAUCGCAGGAAUGGGUAGAGGGUGGUGUUUCACGUUUCUUGCUUUACUGAACUUGGCCAUGAUCCCGGCUUUGAGACUUGUUGACAAGAGAGGUAUGCGAUGGAGGGCAGCCAAAGCAAAAAGAGAAGCAAUGAAUGUGGCAUAG
This is a messenger RNA of Fusarium odoratissimum NRRL 54006, 1635 nucleotides long. RefSeq lists its product as uncharacterized. Gene Ontology annotation, biological process: transmembrane transport. NCBI's taxonomy places the organism in Eukaryota, Fungi, Ascomycota, Sordariomycetes, Hypocreales, Nectriaceae. The record is from RefSeq and is a predicted model, not a curated record. Gene Ontology annotation, molecular function: transmembrane transporter activity. The transcript has a single exon. The coding region runs from base 1 to 1635 and encodes 544 amino acids.